AUGGUGCUCGCAACCUCUGCCCCGCUUUUCCCUAACCCGGCCGCAGCGCGGACCCGCUGGCCGACGCUCGCGGCCGCGCCGCCACCUGCUGGCAAGAUUGACGGCCGACGGCUCGCAAAGCUUGUCGAGCGCGUCCGCCGCUCCCCGAAAUCUGCAUCCUUCUACCUCAACGAGGAAGCGGAAGCGCUCUCACCACGCGCGUACUCCCGCGUGCUCAAGGGUUUUCGCGAUCGCAAGGCAUGGCGCGCCACCCUCUCCACCAUCGCCCAUCUCAAGGCGAGAGAGGAACUCAACUCCAUCCACGCCACGCUGGGCUUCAGCACCUGUGCAGCAUGCCAGAACGCGAUGGCGGCGAUCGAGCUUCUCGACAUCCUCGGCCUGCCACACGGGCGUGGCGCCAGCCUCGACGUCGACCUGCGUUGCCUCAACCAGGCCAUCGUCGCGCUGGGCUCUGCUCCGCCACGCACGCUGCUGCCCGCGCCCGCCGCAUCCGCCGCGCUGCGCGUCCUGCACGACUUUAUCCCCGGCACGGGGCUACAGCCGGACGCAUUCAGCUACGAGGCGGCCCUGUCCGCGCUGUCCAGGGCGGGCGACGGCUCCUCUGCCCUCUCGGUCUUUCGGGAGAUGCGGAGGGCGGUGGCGCCGGACGUGGUCUGCAUCGGCGCCGCCCUCUCCGCCGCCAACCAUUGCGGCGAGUCGGAGCGUGCGCUCUCCCUCUUCGACUCGAUGGAGGUGGAGCCCAACCACCACUGCUGGGACCAGCUCUCGUACAACGCGGUGCUCGACGUGCUGCACGGCACGCGCGAGGGCGAGCGCAUCUUCGCCGACGCCGUCGCCGCGCGCGCGUACCGCGACUUCCUCUCGCGCCGCGGGGCUCGCUGGACCCUCGACUUGCACGGCCUUUCGAGCGGCGCGGCGCAGCAGGCGGUGCUCUGGAUGCUGCAAAAGGUGCAGUCGAGCCACUUCCGCGACGUGCACGCGGCGCACGCGCCCGACUCGCCGCCGCAGCUGACCAUAGUCGUCGGCAAGGGCAAUGGCCGCCUCGCCUGGCAGCGCUCCUCGGCCGGCAACCGCUCCGUGCAGGCGUCGGUCGAGCGGCUCCUCGCCGAGGCGAAGGCGCCGGUCGUGCGCACCUCAAAGGGCGGCGCGGUCGAGCUCUGCUCCGAGUGGCUCGAGCGGCACGCGGCGGACGAGCCGCACGCGCCGCCCGAAGGGCAGUGCCACGUGGUCAGCCUCGAGGGGAGCGGGCCGGGCCAGCUGCGCGAGCACACCGUGACUUGCCCGACUUGCCGCCAGUCCCUCCACGCCUUCUUGCCCGAAGGGCUCGUCUCGGCGCAGUGCAGCGAGUGCCAGGACGUGUUCCCCGUGCGGGGCCACUGA
Molecule: messenger RNA, 1380 nt
Organism: Emiliania huxleyi CCMP1516
Lineage: Eukaryota; Haptophyta; Isochrysidales; Noelaerhabdaceae
Exons: 5
Coding region: 1-1380 (459 amino acids)
Molecular function (GO): protein binding
Source: RefSeq, a predicted model, not a curated record